AUGUACUUUAAAAAGAACUUUUGCUCUCUGGUGUGUAUAACGAUGUGUAGUGAUUUACUGUUGCAUUCUACUAUCAUUGCGACAGAGUCAAAUUGUUUCAGAAAAUUUGAAGAUGGUACUGUAAGUUUUUGUUCGUGCGAUCCAGCGAUUGAGGACAGGAGCUGGUCCACGUUCUCCUUUCUAGAGGCCCUCAUGUUGUGUUCAAUGAGAUGUUCACAAACAGACAGCUGUGUGGCUUACAACUUCUUCAAUGCCACCAAUCAGUGCCAACUCUUCAAUCAAACAUUGAACAAGUUCUCUGUACUGCCCGGCUGUCAAUAUUAUUAUAAAAGGGACAAAAUUCCAAAAAUGAAGCAAUUGCUGAUCACUGUUGACGACAAACUUGAGAAGAUUUACUUCAACGGCAUGAGCAUAUCGGUAGGAGAGAAUUUUCCACAUGCAGCUUCUUGGGACCUGCCCGACACGUACGAUCUGUCGGGCAACAUAUUUCUCGUUGCCGUGAUGGCCUUCAACAUCAACGGAGUUGGAGGAAUUUUAAUUAGUACAUCGGAUAAAUACAUCCUGACAAAUGAAACUUGGAAAUGUACUACAACCCUUUACGAUGGCUGGUACAAAAUCAUUUAUAAUGAUUCAGCCUGGCCUGCCGCUUUUGUUCUAGAGAAACACGAGUUUACUUCUAGUUUGAAUGCAUUGAAAGAAGCAGGAGCGGAAUGGAUAACGAAUGCAAUUGACGGCGAAAACUGCUUUUAUUACUGCCGUAAAAGCUUUAUUGGUACUCUUCAUAACGUUUUUACUCAACAUCUCUCACUACUCUGUAGUAGAAAUCUGACGUACCCGACUGAUCUGCAUGCCGUUGGAUUUGAAGAAGAUAAUGUAAGUUUUUGUUCGUGCGAUCAUCCAUAUGAGGACAGGAGCUGGUCCACGUUCUCGUUUCUAGAAGUCCUCAUGUUGUGUUCAAUGAGAUGUUCACAAACAGCCGGCUGUGUGGCUUACAACUUCUUCAGUGCCACCAAUCAGUGCCAACUCUUCAAUCAAACAUUGAACAAGUUUUCCGUACUGCCCGGCUGUCAAUAUUAUCUCAUAAAAGAUGGCUUUAUAGCUAGCACCUCAGAUAGUUACAUCCUGACCAACGAAACAUGGAAAUGCACCAAGAACUAUUACGACGGCUGGUACAAAAUCAACUACAAUGAUUCAUUCUGGUCUGCAGGUUCUGUAAUAGGAAACCAUGAAUUUUCCGAUGGUUUGAAAUCAUUGAAUGGAACUGGAUCGUACUGGACCCCCGAGACAUCCAACUGCCAACACUGCUUGUACUACUGCCGAAAAAGUUUCACCGAACUCAUUGGAAGAAGCCUUUGUCAGUUGAGUUCGGGGUCUGGAUAA
Messenger RNA from Helobdella robusta, 1380 nucleotides. RefSeq lists its product as hypothetical. The transcript is spliced from 7 exons. NCBI's taxonomy places the organism in Eukaryota, Metazoa, Annelida, Clitellata, Rhynchobdellida, Glossiphoniidae. Bases 1 to 1380 code for a protein of 459 amino acids. The record is from RefSeq and is a predicted model, not a curated record.